AUGCUAGAGGCGAAGCCGCCGUCGCCGGGCUCCGGCGCGGCCGGGGCGGCGGCGCACAUCCACGGUCACCGGCGGUGGGCGGCGCCGCUGCUGGCCUCGGUCCUGCUCUCGUCGCUCCUCAUCUCCGCGUCGCUCUUCUUUUCCUCCUCCCGCGCGCUGCUCCUCUCCUUCUCGCCGCUCCCCUCCGCGGCCUCCGCUGAGCCUCUCUUCGUCGAGGCCAAGCUCCGCCAGCAGAUGCGCGCCGAGGAGCGCCCGGCGCGGGGCGCCGUGCCCAGGAUCGCCUACCUCAUCUCCGGCUCCGCGGGGGACGGAGCCGCGCUGCGCCGGACGCUCAGGGCGCUCUAUCACCCGGCGAACACGUACGUCGUGCACCUCGACCUCGAGGCCCCCGCCGCCGAGCGCGCUGAGCUCGCCUCUGCCAUCCGCGCGGACCCCGUCUACGCCAGGUUCCGCAACGUCAGGGUCGUCACACGGGCCAACCUCGUCACCUACCGUGGCCCGACCAUGGUGGCCAACACGCUGCACGCGGCUGCCAUCCUGCUGCGCGAGGGCGGUGAUUGGGACUGGUUCAUCAACCUCUCCGCCUCCGAUUAUCCGCUCGUCACCCAGGACGAUCUGUUGCAUGUGCUCUCCGAGUUGCCCAGGCAGCUUAACUUCAUUGAGCAUACCAGUGACAUCGGAUGGAAGGAGUACCAGAGGGCGAAGCCAGUGAUCAUCGACCCUGGGCUAUACAGCCUGCAGAAGUCUGACGUUUUCUGGAUAACAGAGAAAAGGAGUGUCCCAACUGCGUUCAAGCUCUUCACUGGCUCAGCAUGGAUGAUGCUUACACAUCAGUUUAUUGAAUACUGCAUAUGGGGAUGGGACAAUCUCCCAAGGACAGUCUUGAUGUAUUACGCCAAUUUUCUUUCUUCACCAGAGGGUUACUUCCACACAGUCAUCUGCAAUGUCCCGGAGUUCUGCAACACCACAGUCAACCAUGAUCUACAUUUCAUUUCUUGGGACAACCCACCAAAGCAACAUCCUCAUUAUCUCACACUUGCUGACUUUGAUGGUAUGGUUAACAGUAACGCGCCCUUUGCAAGGAAGUUUGGAAGAGAAGAUCCUGUGCUGGACAAGAUUGACCAGGAACUAUUGGGCCGCCAACCUGAUGGAUUUGUGCCUGGUGGAUGGACAGAUCUACUGAAUACAACUGAGAAAGGGAAACCCUUCACUGUUGAGCAUGUCCAAGAUCUCCGCCCAGGGCCUGGUGUGGACAGAUUAAAGAAACUUGUCACAGGCUUGCUCACACAAGAAGGUUUUGAUGACAAGCAUUGCUUGUGA
Miscanthus lutarioriparius is the source of this 1320-nucleotide messenger RNA. Lineage: Eukaryota; Viridiplantae; Streptophyta; Magnoliopsida; Poales; Poaceae. The record is from the annotation of a GenBank genome assembly.